This is a messenger RNA of Schistosoma haematobium, 4032 nucleotides long. RefSeq names its product Protein SDA1 (gene SDAD1). NCBI's taxonomy places the organism in Eukaryota, Metazoa, Platyhelminthes, Trematoda, Strigeidida, Schistosomatidae. Bases 282 to 2312 code for a protein of 676 amino acids. Gene Ontology annotation, biological process: ribosomal large subunit biogenesis; ribosomal large subunit export from nucleus. The record is from RefSeq and is a predicted model, not a curated record. The transcript has 13 exons. Gene Ontology annotation, cellular component: nucleolus.
CUAGCGGUACUUUCGGACUAUACGUAGCGAUGCAGCACAUGCCGUUGUCAGAGUUAAGUUAUCACCUUACGCGGGAUCCGCUAUCAUACAGAACAGACUUUGAGGAGCAACUCGAAAACUUUAGCACACUAAGGCAGUCAUUUUCUUCUGCCCCUUCUCAAUAUAUAAGUAGACUAGAGGAACUUUUGUCAUUCUUAUCUCAAGUUGUAAGGUAUUAUCCUGAGCAUGUUUCAGAGUUUACUACCAGUGUUAUUCAAAUACUGUUGUCGCGAUCAUUUGGUAUGCACCCUGAAAUGCGUAUGGCUUUUUUAAGAGCAUUCAUGAGACUUCGAACUAAAAACUUGAUUCCAGCCACACAAGCAGUUGAUAUCGCAUUUAAGUUGUAUAGAUGUCGAGAUAAACAAGUUCGAAAAACAUUACGUCACUUCCUCGUAAGUGACAUAAAACGAAUGAAUAAAUGUCAAAAGCAGACAAAAGCUAAUUCCGUCAUAUUGUCGUUUCUUUCGAAGAUGAUCAAAGAUAACAGUUCAACUGUUGCUCGUGAAGCUGUCCUAAUUUUACUGUGCUUGUUCAAGAAAAAUGUGUGGAAUGAUGCGCGGACUGCCAACGUCAUUGCGGACUCGUGUCUUAUAUGCAACAAGAAAGUUUAUGUUCCUGCUAUUCAAUUUUUCUUGGGAAAGUCAAAGGCCCUUGACGAGAUGGAAACAAGCAGUGACUCAGAAUCAGAUGAUGAAGAAACCAAAAUAAAACAAUUACGCUUGGGACAUCGGGUUGGUGUUAAAACAAAAAAUCGACAAAAACGUCUUGAACGGUCAAUAAAACAUGUAAAUAGAGAAAAAGAACGUAAAAUGAGAAAGCGUACAGAAUUGACUAAUUUCCAUGCUUUAAAUAUGCUACAUGAUCCACAAACAUUUGCUGAAAAACUUUUCCGAAAAUUGGAACGAUGCUCAGAUCGCUUUGAAAUUCGUCUCUUAAUUCUCGAUCUGAUAAGCAGAUUGAUUGGAUUAAAUAAAUUAGUUCUUCUUAAUUUUUACCCAUUUAUUCAGCGUUUUUUACGUCCACAACAAAGAGAUGUGACUCAUUUAUUACUGUUCUCAGCACAGGCUAGUCAUGAUCAAGUUCCACCUGAUGUCAUGGAACCCUUAAUACGAGUAAUUGCUGAUAAUUUUAUUACGGAACGUGCGUCAUCUGAAGCAAUAGCGAUUGGAUUAAACUCAGUACGUGAGAUAUGUUUACGUUGUCCUUAUGCAGUCACGAAAGAUUUACUAUCUGAUUUAAUUCAGUAUCGAUCAUAUCGAAAUAAAAAUGUGGUCGCUGCAGCACGAUCAAUUAUACGCCUUUAUCGACAAAUAAAUCCUGAAUUAUUACCACGUAAAGAAUGCGGACGUCUAACAGAAUCACAAUUAGACGUAUUAAAAUAUGAUAUACCUCAAAAUGUUGCAAUUAAUUAUGGUCAAUGUACUACAUCUUCAACUAUUCCUGGAGCUGAAAUAGUUGUUCUGGCUUCAGAGAAAUUGAAUGGUAAAAAGAAAGAAUCCUCUGAAAAAUCUAAUAAAAGUUUGGAUGAUUCAGAGAAAUGCUUAAAUAAUGAAGAAAAUGAUUCAUGGGAAUCGUGUUCUGAGGUUCAAGAGUCCGAGGAUAAAACAUGUCAUGACAGUCAAACAGAUGAAUCAGAUGAUGAAUGGGUAAAUUUACCGAAUUCCUCAGAAGAAGAUGAUGAACAAGAUAAUGUUGACAUGGAAAUAGAUGAAUCUAAUAUGAAUGUCUCUUCAAAGAAAACUAAAAUAGAUCCAAGUGUUUUGAAAGAAAAAGCUUUAGAGAUAGCAUCAUCACGUAUAUUUACUCAAGAGGAAUUUGAAGCAAUGCGUAAAUAUCAACAAACAAAACAGAAACGUUUUGCAUCCUACAGUUCUUUACGAAAUAAAGAUAAAAUCGAUAAUUCUGAUUCAUAUUUUAUUGUGGAUACUGAUGAUGAAGAUGGUGAAAACACUGGUGUUGGUAUUCAAAAUAAAGAUGGUAGUUUAGGAAAUCUUGUUAGUAUGAGUGCAAUUACACGUCUAGUAAAACGUCCACAUCAAACAAAAGCUGAUCGAAUGGAAUCCAUUGAAGAAGGUCGAAUUGGACGAGAAAAAUAUGGUUUCAAGGUGAAUCGAUUAAAUGCAUAUGCCAGUACAACAAAUCGUGAAAAAUUAAAAAAUAAAACAUUUCAAAUGAUUAAACAUAAAAUUCGAGGUAAAGCAAAACGUAGUUUUCAACAAAAACAAAUUGCAUUAAGAGAUCAUUUAAAGAAGUUAAUGAAACGUUCACGAUAAUCAAAAAGAAGAAAAGAAGAAAGAAACAAACACAACAACUCAUUCUCUCUUGUAUAGUAAAUCAAUUAAUUUAUAUUCUUUUAAUAAAGAAAAGUAAUAUAUAUUUCAAUUGAGUUUUUAUUUGUCAAUUUUAUAUGUGUUUAAAUUUACUCACUUACUUACGCCUGUUACUCCUCAUGGAGGAGCAUAAGUCAUGUACCAAUAUUCUCUAUCCAACCUUGUCCUGAGCACUCCUUUACAGUUCUUUCCGGUUGUGUUAUUCAUCCUUUUCAUAUUUGCUUACAAUUUUCGACGUAAUCUGUUCUUUGGCCUUUCACUUUUCCGUUUCCCUUCAUCAGUUGAGAUGGCUAGGACACGUGUUACGUAUGCCCAACGACCGACUACCUCGACGUGUGAUGUUCAUUGGUAUAGGAGUAUGUUGGAAGAAAGCUAGAGGCGGUCAGACCAAAACAUGGCACAAGUUCAUGAAGUCACUGACAAGUGGACUGAGUCAUGUUGGUAGGUGUAUACUACCUGGUUGGGGACCGCGAGAUGAUAGCAACCGAUGGUUAGAGACGUUGAAUGACAUGGCUGAAAAUCGUUUGCAAUGGUGUGCGCAGGUGCAUCCACUCUUUGUGUUCUCCCAAAUUCUAAUCUUCUGAAUUCUUCGUGUUCCUUUUUUUCUCUUUCUAAAUAUAUUUCAUUGUAUUAUACUCUUUGAAUAACAUCUUCAAACCCUAAUGUUUCCGAUUACUGCUUAUACUCUUACUACCUCUACCACUAUGGGAUUUGAAUCGACCACUGCAUCUCUGUGCUAAUGUGGUGUGGCAACUCGGACUGAUGUACGUACGUACGAAGUUCUACGUUGUUACUGACUAACUAACUUCCCUUCAGGAUUCCAAGUUAGGGCUUGCUUCGUGAUGCAGUUUGAUGAUUUGCAUAAUGUAUGUCUUAUCCAUUUCCAUCGUCUCUUCUUAAUUUUCUCUUCAACUGGAGGCUGGUUUGUUCUCUCCGACAGAAGGCUAUUACUGAUUGUAUUGGUAUCCGGUCAACGGAUAUUGAGUAUUUUACAUAGAAAACUAUUUAUAAAUACUUGUACCUUCUUGAUGAUGGUUGUAGUAGUUCUCCAAGUUUCAGCUCCGUACAGUAGAACUGUCUUGACGUUGGUAUUGAAGAUUGUGACUUUGAUAUUGGUUGACAGUUGUUUUGAGUUCCAUAUGUUUUUCAAUUGUAGGAGUGCUGCCAUUACUUUGCCAAUCCUUGCCUUUAUGUCUGUAUCAGAUCCUCCUUCUUCAUCGAUGAUGCUUCCCAGGUACGUGAAGGGUUCCACUCCUAGCAGACCUGUGUCAUCAAGUGUAAUUGUGUUAGUGCUCUCCGUAAUUAACCGGAAAGUAGAAAUCAUCGUUACACUCCUAACAGAACUAUCCAUUUAAGUUUGAUGAACCAGGGAGUAUUUCUAUCUUACAUAUACUCAGCACGUGAAUCUGUUGAUGAUUAAUUUAUCGGGUUACAUAAUAUAUAUUCGUUUGUUCUUUGAGCAUUUAAAAAUAAGUGUCGGAAUGCUGGUAAAACUGAAUGUUCUUAGUCAGUCAUGAAAGUUGAUAGAUUUAAAGUCAGGUUCACUUCGUAUAGUUUGCUAUAGGUGUAAAGUUUUAUAAUUCAGACUUCAAGUUUAUUGUAUCCAAUAAACUUCGGCUUCAGUAAGGACACCUGAUGAUCAAGUCAUAUGCACCGAAUAAUU